UGGGGCUGGACCCAGACUCCUACCCCGCGGUGGUGUGGGGACAGCCAGGACCACCUGCCAGCUCUGGAGUCCCUUGCCCAAAUUUCCAGAACGAGGAUGCGAAACCUCCCACCUCCCUCCCCCCACCAGCAGGUCACCCCCCCACAAACUCCAGCUGCCCUCCCGGCCCUAGGGGCCCCAUUCUGCAGCCCCACGUGACCUGUGAUCUGCCCAGCCCAGGCGCUGGGACCUGGGGGCCAGCUGGCCGGGCCCUGGGGAGCCCCCUAGCCAAGUCCCAGUCCCCCUGACAGGGAGGAGGGUCCAGCCCCACUCCUUGCCCUCUUUUCACCCCAACAGUGCGGCCUCGCCGGGUCCUGCCUGAGCAGGCCUGCCUGGCAGGCUGGGACAUGCCUGGCCCCCAAGGCCUGCCGGUGGGCGAUGGCUGCGGUGGAGGAGGAGCCGGAGCCGCAGGUGGCUGCUGCAGGAGAUGCUGCCGCAGGAGAUGCUGCAGACACUGUGGAUGCGGAUCCUGGGGCGCCCCUUCUCCCGGCCGGGAACCGGCUGAGCUUGGACCUGCACCCUCGGGGCUGCCGCCGGCUGCUGCACCUGUGUGCCCGGCGGACCCCUCAGCUGCAGGAGGUGGAGUUCCUGCAGCUGAGUGGCCACGAAGACGCUCGGCUGCUGGAGGCCACCCUGGCUAGGGUGCCAGGGAGCCUGCCGUACCUCCGGUCCCUGGUCAUCAAAGGUGGGCAGCACUGGGACGCACAGGGCUCCUGCGUCCGGGGCUCCCUGACCACGCUGCCGGCCAGCCUGAGUGGCCUGGCUCGCCUGGUGCACCUGGACCUGAGCUUCAACAGCCUGGAGACGCUGCCGGCCUGCGUCCCGCGGAUGAGCAGCCUGGACUCCCUGCUGCUGUCGCACAACCGCCUCUCGGAGCUGCCUGCGGCGCUGGGGGCUCUCUCCGCCCUCACCUUCCUUUCUGCGGCCCACAACCACCUCCCCACGCUGCCCCCGGCGCUGGGGGCCCUGCACACCCUACGGCGCCUGGAUCUCUCUGAGAACCUCCUGGACGCUCUGCCCUGGGAGAUCGGAGGCCUGCGCGGCCUCGAGGAGCUCAAUCUCGCCUCCAACCGGCUGCAGAGCCUCCCGGCCUCCCUGGCGGAGCUGCGUUCCUUGCGGUUCCUCGUCCUGCACAGCAACCUGCUGGCCACCGUGCCCGCCGGCCUGGCCCGCCUCCCACUCCUUGCCCGGCUGGACCUGCGGGACAACCAGCUGCGGGACGUGCCCCCCGAGCUGCUAGACGCCCCCUUUGUGCGCCUGCAGGGGAACCCCCUGGGUGAGCCCCUGCCAGACUCCUGCAGCCCCCCAGGGUCGCCCGCGGCCCCGGAAAUGCCCAGGCUGUUCCUGACCUCAGACUUUGACAGCUUCCCCGUGACCCCGCACGGCUGCUCCGUGACCUUGGCCUGCGGCAUCCGCUUGCGGUUCCCGGCGGGGGCCACCUCGAGCUCUGUCACCAUCCGCUAUCGCCUGUGGCUGCCGGAGCCGCGCCUGGUCCCCCUGGGUCCCCACGACUCCCUGCUCAGCGGUGUCCUGGAGCUGCAGCCCCACGGGGUGGCCUUCCAGCAGGGGGUGGACCUGUGGCUUUUGUUUGUGCCCCCGCGGUCCCGGCGCUGCCGGGAGGUGGUGGUGAGGACCCGGAGCGAGGACAGCUGGAGGGACCUGGAGACCCACCUGGAAGAAGAAACCCCGAAGCGGCUCUGGGCCCACUGCCAGGUGCCCCACUUCUCAUGGUUCCUGGUGGUCUCACGUCCUGUGUGCAACUCCUGCCUGGUGCCACCAGAGGGGGCGUUGCUGUGGUCCUCAGGGCAUCCUGGGGUCAAGGUCACGUUCCCUCCUGGAGCCACGGAGGAGCCUCGUCACGUCUCCAUGCAGGUGGUGCGAACAGGGGGCCAGGAGCUGCAGGCCCUGCUGGAGGAGCCCGGGGCGGCUGCCAGUCCCCUGCUGUGCCUCUCCCAGAGCGGCCCCUCCAGCUUCCUCCGGCCAGUCACCGUGCAGCUCCCUCUGCCCCCUGGCGUCACAGGCCUGAGCCUGGACCGCGCCCGCCUGCACCUGCUGUACCGGGCCCCACCGGCGGCCACCUGGGACGACAUCACGGCUCAGGUGGCGCUGGAGCUCACGCACCUGUACGCCCGCUUCCAGGUCACGCACUUCUCCUGGUACUGGCUCUGGUACACCACCAAGGCCUGCGUCGGGGGCCUGGCACAGAAGGCCUGGCAGCGGCUGCGGCUGCACCGCGUGAACCUCAUCGCGCUGCAGAGGCGCCGGGACCCCGAGCAGGUCCUGCUGCAGUGCCUGCCCCGCAACAAGGUGGACGCCACCCUGCGGCGGCUGCUGGAGCGGUACCGGGGCCCCGAGCCCUCGGACACCGUGGAGAUGUUCGAGGGCGAGAAGUUCUUUGCCGCCUUUGAGGGAGGCAUCGACGUGGAUGCCGACCGCCCAGACUGCGUGCAGGGCAGAAUGUGCUUUGUGUUCUACUCGCACCUGAAGAACGUGAAGGAGGUGUAUGUGACCACCACCCUGGACCGGCAGGCUCAGGCCGUGAGGGGCCAGGUGUCCUUCUAUCGGGGGGCCGUGCCGGAGGAGGUGCCUGCGGAGGCCGAGGCAGCCCGGCUGAGGAAGGGUGCGGACGCCCUGUGGAUGGCCACUCUGCCCAUCAAGCUGCCGAGGCUGCACAGGCCCACGGGCCCGGCGCCGGGGGCUGGCCUCGCCCUGGCACCUCUGAACCUGGGCGAUGCGGAGACCGGCUUCCUGACCCAGAGCAACCUGCUGAACCUGGCCGGGCGCCUGGGCCCCGACUGGCCGGCCGUGGCCCUGCACCUGGGCCUGUCCUACCAGGAGCUGCAGCGCAUCCGACAUGAGUUCCGGGAUGACCUGGACGGGCAGAUCCGCCACAUGCUCUUCUCUUGGGCCGAGCGCCAGGCCGGGCAGCCGGGGGCCGUGGGGCUCCUGGUGCAGGCCCUGGAGCAGAGCGACCGGCGGGACGUGGCCGAAGAGGUGCGGGCUAUCCUGGAGCUGGGCCGCCACAAGUACCAGGACGGCAUCCGUCGCACAAGCCUGGCCCCCCGGGACCUCGCCCCACCUGGGCCUCGCGCCCCCCAGUCCCCGGAGCCAGCCCAGGCCUAGACAGACCCUGCC
This is a messenger RNA of Phyllostomus discolor (pale spear-nosed bat), 3174 nucleotides long. It is a transcript of the gene PIDD1, whose product is annotated as p53-induced death domain protein 1. NCBI's taxonomy places the organism in Eukaryota, Metazoa, Chordata, Mammalia, Chiroptera, Phyllostomidae. Bases 418 to 3162 code for a protein of 914 amino acids. Gene Ontology annotation, biological process: signal transduction; apoptotic process; DNA damage response. Gene Ontology annotation, molecular function: protein binding. The record is from RefSeq and is a predicted model, not a curated record. The transcript has 15 exons.